UGGGGGACCAUCUUCUAAAGCCGAGGACAUCAUCAUCAUCAUCAGAGGGUGUUGCUCAUAAUAUCACCAAGGUAAAAGAUGGUGUGAAGGACGACGUACGACAAGAACAUCUACCAGACCUUCACAGACCUGCUAUCAACAAUGUAGCAGCGGAUGGUUUACCAAACAAGGAGAAUAUAAUCACAACAGAGGCUCCUCAACUUAUCAUCAUUGAUCCUGAUAAAUUUAAAUUUAAGAAAGAGCUUCCAGAGAGACUGUUUGAUCCUGCUCAUCCACUGGGAGAGAUGGGUAAACCUGUUAUCUUUGAAGGUGACAUGAAGACCCAUGCUGAUGCUCUUUACCAUAAGAAUGCAUUCAAUCUCCUAGCUAGCGACAUGAUAGCAUUCAAUAGAUCAUUACCUGAUGUGAGACCACAACAAUGUAAGUCGCUGUUUUAUCCUGAGGUACUACCUACUACCAGUGUCAUCAUCAUUUUUCACAACGAGGCUUUCAGUGCUUUGCUCCGGACAGUGCAUAGUGUUAUCAACAGGUCACCUAGGCAUCUUCUAAAAGAGAUCAUCCUGGUGGACGAUGCCAGUACACAGGAACAUUUAAAAGUGAAGCUUGAUGAUUAUAUUUCUCGCCAUUUUCACUCGUCUGCUCGGGUACGUAUUGAACGGUUACCCACUCGUUCAGGGUUGAUUAGAGCCCGUAUCCAUGGUGCUUUGAAUGCUAUCGGUGAUAUAUUAACCUUUCUGGAUUCACAUUGUGAAGUCAACGUAGGAUGGCUUGAGCCUCUUCUAGCUGUUAUCGAUAAAGACAGGAGGAAUGUUGUUACCCCUACAAUAGAUGUUAUAGAUGACAAUGACCUAGCAUACAAAGGGAGUGACCAACUCCCUCAGGUCGGCAGUUUUGGUUGGACAAUGGCUUUUCGUUGGACCGCGAUACAAACCAUGGAUCUAGAAGAGGCGAAAAGAAACCCAACCUUACCAAUCAGAUCACCCACUAUGGCGGGAGGGCUAUUCUCCAUAGAUAAGGGCUACUUCAUGGAAUUGGGCAUGUAUGAUCCUGGUUUUCAGAUCUGGGGAGCUGAGAAUAUAGAGCUUUCUUUCAAGACGUGGAUGUGUGGUGGAUCUCUGUAUACCAUGGCCUGCUCACACGUGGGUCAUAUCUUCCGCAAGUUUGCACCUUACACUGGCAUGGGCAGUUACUUUCACCGUAACAACAAGCGCCUCAUUGAAGUAUGGCUAGGUGAUGCACGUGCUUUCUACUAUAAACUGCAUCCAGAUGUGAUGAGGAUAGAUGCUGGUGACAUUCAAGAUCAGAUUAAUCUUCGUAAGAAGCUGGAUUGCAAGUCAUUUGACUGGUAUCUUGAUAAUGUAUUCCCAGAAUCACCCUGGCCGAGGAAAGGAAGCAUUUUCGGGUUUGUAAGUAAAUCAACUUUCAGGUUCGAAUUCAUUGAGUAUAGUUUAGCUGAAUAG
Molecule: messenger RNA, 1460 nt
Organism: Strongylocentrotus purpuratus (purple sea urchin)
Lineage: Eukaryota; Metazoa; Echinodermata; Echinoidea; Camarodonta; Strongylocentrotidae
Product: polypeptide N-acetylgalactosaminyltransferase 1-like
Exons: 7
Coding region: 285-1460 (391 amino acids)
Cellular component (GO): Golgi apparatus
Source: RefSeq, a predicted model, not a curated record